Anarrhichthys ocellatus (wolf-eel) is the source of this 4133-nucleotide messenger RNA. It is a transcript of the gene col9a3, whose product is annotated as collagen, type IX, alpha 3. NCBI's taxonomy places the organism in Eukaryota, Metazoa, Chordata, Actinopteri, Perciformes, Anarhichadidae. Bases 1088 to 3124 code for a protein of 678 amino acids. The transcript has 32 exons. Gene Ontology annotation, biological process: extracellular matrix organization. The record is from RefSeq and is a predicted model, not a curated record. Gene Ontology annotation, molecular function: extracellular matrix structural constituent conferring tensile strength.
GUCUUUGGUUGUUUUUAAUGCUUUUUUAGUUAGAUUCCUUCUAUAAGGUCUGUGGUUAACACAAGAAACUUUAGAAAAAGUUCAAGUUUUGUUCUGGGAUAUUAAAUAUGUCAAUGAAUACACUCGUGAAUUUUGAAGCUUUAAAAAAAGAUGGUUGCUAACAAGUAGCCAAAGAAGACUUCCCGACUAAUCCAAAUGCAUCCCAGUGCAUCUGCUCAGGAAAACAUGGACAUCCGCAUUUAACUGAUAUUUCAAUGGCAAGUGUCUGAGCAUCACAAGCAUCUACAGAAGUCCUAAAUCAAUUACCACAUCAUCAUUAACGGAGAGAAACAGAGUAUAAAGUAACCAUCUGAAGUAUCAUAAAUGUGUCUUUGCCACAGUUUAUUUUAUGCAAUAAUCGAAAAGCCAAUGGAAAAACUGUUUUUUGCUUUUUGUCAAGGGAACGAUGCUAACUUCCGGGUUGGCCUAGACUUGCCGCUGAGUUGCAUUGUGGGAAAUGUAGAGUCCAGUAUUUUUGGAGCUUGACAGAUUCAGGGCAGGAUUUCUUGGCCUGUGUUGCUUCAGUUUAUACCAUCCUUUUUAUUUUAAUGUGCCAAGCCUUAUAAGAGUGUGUAGCCUAUUAAAUGUGCCGAAGUACCCCUUUAAGUAAUUGUACUUCUGCACAAUGACAAAACCAUUCAAGAAAUUUUCAGAACUAUGCACACGUGGAAAAACACUAUUUUAGGUCACUUUCUAAUUGGUUAAAAGCAGGAACCCCCGGAUACUUCUAAACCUUGUUUUUUUUUAGCUCAACCCACUUUCUCGCUGUCCGAAUUUGUUUCUCCUCUGCUUGCUGCUGCCUCCCUCCCUCACUCCUCCUCACCCCCCUCACCCCUGUGUACAGUGCGCCACAUUGAGUUCAGCCCCUUCGACUGGAGGCUCGGGUUUAUCUGGAUCCGAAAGAGAAAGCCAUUCAGGAGCUGCGCGCCGUGAGGUAAAGGAAAGGCUCCGUUGCGGACGCUGGGGGGGACGUGAGAGAGGACCGGGAACCGGGGAUUUGACCUUUUUUCCGCAUAGACUCGGGUUUGUGAGGGCGAGCGGAGGAGCCAUGGCGGUGUUCUCUGCGCUUUGGGUGCUCUUACUGUGCCAGCUUUUGACAUCAUCCUCUGCCCAGAGGCCGGGCCCCAGAGGAGCUCCUGGGCCCCUAGGACCCGGAGGGCUACCGGGAAAGGAUGGCACUGAUGGCAAACCUGGACCUGCUGGACUACCAGGGAAAAUAGGUCCCAAAGGGAAAUCCGGAAUACCAGGGGGAGCAGGAAAACCAGGCCUGCCAGGACUUCCAGGGGUGGACGGCUUGACUGGUCCUGAUGGUCCUGCUGGGAAGGAUGGACCCUCAGGGGAAGCAGGUGACGCUGGACCUCCUGGGCCAGCUGGACCUCCUGGCAGAGGGAGAACAGGAGCUGCAGGACUACCCGGAACCAACGGGUUUCCAGGCGGAGUCGGACCACAAGGUUCAGCGGGCGCUGAGGGUCUUCCAGGACUUCCCGGACCUUCUGGCGCCGACGGACCGCCGGGUCUUCCUGGUACUCUUCAGGAUCUUAGCGGGGACCUUCUGUGUCCUGCUAUCUGCCCCCCUGGUCCCUCUGGUCCUUCCGGGAUGCCGGGAUUCAAGGGUCACACGGGACAUAAAGGAGACAAGGGGGAGCUUGGAAAAAAUGGAGAGAAGGGUGACUCUGGUCCAUCCGGCCCACCAGGUUUUCCCGGGACUGUGGGUCUGCAGGGCCCACGUGGUCUCAGAGGUUUACAAGGCACAAUGGGAUCUGUAGGAGACAGAGGCCUGCCUGGUUACAGAGGCAAACCUGGCAUUACUGGCAUCAUUGGAAAGACAGGUGACGUGGGAGAAAAAGGACCGCAGGGAUUCAGAGGACCCAAAGGAGGAAUUGGUAAAUUUGGCCCCAAAGGAGGUCCUGGAGGAGCUGGACCCAAAGGGGAGCCUGGUAUCCCUGGCAGAGAUGGCAAAGAUGGUACACCAGGGUUAGAUGGGGAGAAGGGUGAUGCUGGACGCCAUGGGGUAGUUGGAGAGAAAGGACCAAACGGACUUCCUGGUCUACAAGGAAAGGCUGGUACGAAGGGGCAUAAAGGACAAGUUGGUGAUCCAGGGAAGGAUGGAGAGACGGGACCCUAUGGAGAGCCAGGUAUUCCUGGUGAUAUCGGCGUCCCAGGAGAGAGGGGGAUAGCCGGACCCAGAGGAGUGGCUGGAGGCAUCGGGCCGACGGGCAUCGUUGGACCUCAGGGAGUCAAAGGCUUCCAGGGGGUAAACGGAGCCUUGGGAGAUCCAGGUCUUCCGGGUCCAACAGGUAUCCGUGGAGAGUUUGGCGAAAGGGGUCCUGUUGGAGCUUAUGGAGCUAAAGGAGACAUGGGUGUGGCAGGAAGUGAUGGCCUACCAGGAGAGAACGGAGAACCUGGUCCUUUCGGCCCAGUUGGACAAAAAGGAGCGGCAGGAAAGCGGGGUGAACUUGGACCUAAGGGCGUGACGGGUCCACAAGGAGAGCUUGGGGCGAGAGGGCUUCCAGGAAAAACAGGAAUAAUGGGUUUCCAAGGGGAGCAGGGCAUGCCUGGAAUUGCAGGAAAGACGGGUGUACCUGGUAAACUGACGAGUGAGCAGCACAUCAGAGAGCUGUGUGGCUCAAUGAUCGAUGACCAGAUUGCACAGCUGGCGGCUAACCUUCGGAGACCCCUGGCCCCUGGAAUGGUGGGCCGCCCCGGCCCUGCAGGGACUCCAGGAAAGACGGGAGUCGCUGGCUCCUAUGGGCAUCCAGGUCAACGUGGACCACCAGGGUACAGAGGCCUGCCAGGAGAACUCGGAGACCCAGGUCCCAGAGGUAAUGUUGGUGAGCACGGUGAUAAGGGAUCCAUUGGCAAAGCUGUUGAUGGGCCCACUGGAGACCAAGGAUACCAAGGUCUACCAGGAGUACGUGGAAUUGUCAAAGAUGGGCGUGACGGAUCUCCAGGAGACCCAGGUGAGCCUGGAGAGUCAGGCAGGGUGGGUAGGAUGGGGCACCAGGGACCUCCUGGAAUCUGUGACACAACAGCCUGCCAGGGAGCAUCGGUCGCUGGGAAAUCCUCCAACCCCAAAAACCAUUAAACGUGACUUCCUGCAACCUGAUGCCAUCCACCCCCAAAGGAGGGAGGGUGAUAAGUGAGGGAAGGAAGGAAAGAAGAGUGGUCCCAAAAAUGUCCUCUUUAUUUAAAUACAUGUAUCACAAGAUGGGAAGAGUAACAUCAAACAGGUGAUAUUUUAAGAGGAACAUCCCAGGAGUGACAUGAAAACCAGAGCAACUGAGAGACAAACGCAUGAAGAAGACAUCCAGAAAUGAACAGACAGAAGAGUCCAAGAGAUCAACUGCAUUGCUCCAUAUACUACAGUGUCACAUAACAAGACUUGACCUACAAACAACUGGAAAAUGAACGAGUCCUUUGGUGUAUAAAAACUUUGUACAUGUUGUUUCCAUGCCCCGCUGACCUUGGUUAACAUCCUAAAAACAACGGUGACUGUCUCUGAGGUGAAUGUGCAUAAAUCACAGGUGUUACCUCAACAUACGAGCUUACAGUGUAAGAUAUGGAAAUAGACGGCAGAGGCAAAAAGCCCCUGUCGAGGAGCUGUGUAUGUAUUGUAAAAGUAAUAAAAAACAAAUACCAAGGUGCCCAGAAAUUGUGUAGAUUAAUGCAAAAAACCUUUUAUAGUCUUUUUCUUUUUUUUACAGCUUCUUUGUUUUUUCUAUUACAUGUGAAGACGAUUCUCUCGGUUUGAGAAUCAAAAACAAAAUAAAACUUGUGGAUGCGUAAAUCAGACAUUGUAAAAUAAAUGUAAUAAUCUUACGAGCAGAGUAUAUUUUCUUUUUUUUUCUUUUUUAAAACUACAUUGAUCACAUCCACGAUGUACUACCGGUGCUGUAACUAUUAAAUAUACAUGACCUUAAAUACUAUUUAUUAUUUGUGGGUGACUGUUGUAUGUACAGUAAGAUGCUACAGCGACAUGUUGUAAGAAAGAACAAAUAAAGCCACUUUUCAGUAAAACAUUACUCUUCUCUACACAUCACCAUAUCAAUGAACAGUCUGUAUGUCAGAGUAAUACGCUAACGCAUGAAAAUCAA